Messenger RNA from Seriola dumerili (greater amberjack), 1448 nucleotides. RefSeq lists its product as uncharacterized. The record is from RefSeq and is a predicted model, not a curated record. Gene Ontology annotation, molecular function: signaling receptor activity. Gene Ontology annotation, biological process: adaptive immune response. The transcript has 4 exons. Gene Ontology annotation, cellular component: membrane. Lineage: Eukaryota; Metazoa; Chordata; Actinopteri; Carangiformes; Carangidae. The coding region runs from base 36 to 668 and encodes 210 amino acids.
GACAAAGACACUUCCUGUUUGUUUAGUGCUGCAAGAUGAUGCUACUCUGUUGGUCUCUCCUGUCACUCUGUCUAUCUGCCAGUGAAGGGAUCACUGCAGUGUGGCAAAAGUCUGGCGAGAACAUGAUCUUGGAGUGUUCCUUCACAAAAUGUCACAGAAGCAAUAACAAGAUCACAGGGAUGUAUCUGUAUCAUAAUUUAGUGGAGAAGAAAGAGGUGCUUUACUAUUACCAUGAAUCUGAGGAAAUCAUCCCACGCAAGGGAUACUCAGGGAGGGUUGAGAAGAAAGGAUUUCUGGAGAACAACACUGUCACCAUCCGCAAUCUGACCGUGGAUGACUCUGGUGUCUACACAUGUGUCUAUGAUGAAGUUACAUGCAGUGUCUACAUACUUGUUGUAUCAGAUCUUUUGCAUGAAGAAAGUCCAGAAAGAGAGAACAAUCUGGGUCUGGUGUUAGUCAUCUUCGCCAUCUGUUCCAUCACCAUAAUAGCAACCAUGAUUUUCAUCCUGCUGAUCAUCCCAAGGGUGAAACAAUGGAGCAGCAGAAGAAAAGCAAGAAAUGACCCACAGGGCUCCAGUGAUUACGUGUAUGAAGUUAUGACCAAGAAUGGCCUCCGCCCUGUGGCAGCUCCAGAGCAGUUGUCGCCAAGCCUGAAUGAUUAUGAUUAGAAAACAAAGAUCACUUACUAAUGUUUUGAUGACCAUCUUCUUCAUAUUUUCUCUGGAUUCAAAUUUUCAAAUGAUUUCAAUCAACUUACAUGAGACAAAAUGUAAAUUUAAUAUAUGUAAGUACUUGUGGUCACAAACUAUGCACUUAUCAAGUGCAAUAGGGGCAAGUGGGUGUAGUGCAGAGUGCAGAGUGCUCACAUAACGGACUGAUACAAAUUCAUACAUUCAUAAUUGAGUUAAUUAGGCACAAAUAUGAAAAAUGGUAAUUCAUCAUCAUCAAUCAUUAGUAAUAUGUGUUUGUUUAUUGUGAUUAUGCUUGUUUGUGAUAGCUUUUUUUGGCUUAUAUUUCUUAUUAUUAUUUUUAUGGCUACUGAUGUCAUAUUUCUUUUCAUAAAGCAGAUUGUAAGAUAUGUAAGAAGUUCUGCUAUAACAGCAAAGAGAGUUUUGAGCAUGGAUGAGGGUCUACAAGCUAAUGCAGAAUAAUCAAUAAAAACGAAAAACUGAUCAAAAUAUAAUUUCACUUAAACCUUAUAUCAAAACCAGAACUGUAUUUCUGUUAAAUAUCACUGCUUGUAAAAAGCUUGUUUGUCAGUUAUGGGCAGGAAGUGGGGACUGAAAUAAACCACAGGACUUACAAGAAAAGCAUCACACACUGUUUUUUUAUUAUACACUUUAUGAUAUUCAGUCGUUUAAAAGUUUGUUGAAUUGCAGCAAUGCAAUUUGUUGAAUUGCAGCGUUUGCAAUUCAACAAGUUGCAUUGCAUUUUUUUUUUUUUAAGUA